AUGGCUCCUACGAAGAGGAAAGAAUUCUCACACGACCUACGUGAAGUCGUAAUAAAACGCUAUCUUAAUGGUGAUUCUGAACGGGACAUAGCUCGAGACUUAUUAAUCUCACGUAAUACCGUUCAUUAUAUGAUUGCGAAAUAUAAAUCAACGAAAUGUAUUGGAAAUUUGAUAGGUCGAGGACGAAAACGGAAGACAACAGCCCAUGUUGACCGUGUCAUUCAGCGUAAAAUCAAAACCAAUCGUCGAAAAUCGGCUAUGGCUGUCAAAAUUGAACUUCAAACUGAGCUCAACAUAACUGUUUCUGAAUCAACGAUUAGUCGGCGAGCUCAUGAAAUCGGUUUAUAUGGUCGUGUAGCUCGUAAGAAACCAUUGGUAACUAAAGCUAACCGUGGUUAA
This is a messenger RNA of Rotaria socialis, 399 nucleotides long. NCBI's taxonomy places the organism in Eukaryota, Metazoa, Rotifera, Eurotatoria, Philodinida, Philodinidae. The record is from the annotation of a GenBank genome assembly.